GCGGCGGCGGGACGGGCUCUCCCCGGCGGCGGCUCGGGCGCGGCCGUGUCCUGUGGGGCAGGGAGCCGCCGAGCCCCUUCCCGCGCUGCCUGCGGGCUCCUGCUCGGCUGCGAGUCCUGCCGGGCGAAGCGCUCCGUGCUUGCUGCAGGACUGAGGAAUAAUCUGGUUUUCUUUCCGAGCCGCCUUCCCGGUAUCGUUUCUAACUGCCCUCGAAUGUGUUUGCAGCGCCUCAGAAAUGACCUCGGGCCGCCGCUCGCCGUCCUUCUUCCGUGUGGGUGCCGCUGACUGUCGCCGCUGCCGCUCCGGGCUCCUUCCAGCAGCAGAACUGAAAGCCUCACAAGACAGCGAUGGCUUUUUCUCUGGAAUUUGAAUAUGGAGGCCACCGGGACAGAUGAAGUAGAAAAGAUCAAAUCAAAGUUUAUGUCUGCAUGGCACAACAUGAAAUACAGUUGGGUGUUGAAAACAAAAACUUACUUCAGUCGGAACUCUCCAGUUUUUCUGCUGGGAAAAUGUUACCACUUCAAAACUGAGGAGUCUGGAGAGCUCUCUACAGAUGGGUCCAAUUUUGAUAAAAUCAGCACUGAGAUUUCGGGGAACGUCGAGGAGUUCCGCAAGGAUUUCAUUUCUAGGAUCUGGCUGACCUACAGAGAGGAGUUCCCUCAGAUCAAGGGCUCUGCUCUGACCACAGACUGUGGCUGGGGCUGCACGCUCAGAACGGGGCAGAUGCUGCUGGCUCAGGGGCUGAUGCUUCAUUUCCUUGGGAGAGCCUGGGUGUGGCCAGAAGCCCUGGAAAUGGACAGCUGUGACUCGGAGUCCUGGACCAGCAGCACCGUCAGGAAGCUCACGGCCUCCUUCGAGGCGUCGCUCACGGCCGAGAGGGACCCCAAGGUCCUGGCCCGGCCCCCUGCCAGCAGGGACUGGGAUGUCACUGAGAGGAGGAAUGAGCUUUAUCACAGGAAAAUCAUCUCCUGGUUCGGUGACUCCCCCCUGGCAGCCUUUGGGCUGCACCAGCUGAUAGAGUACGGGAAGAAGUCUGGGAAGAUGGCGGGGGAUUGGUACGGGCCCGCCGUGGUGGCACACAUCCUGAGUUUUGUGUUUGUACUUAGAAAAGCUGUUGAGGAAGCAAGAGACCCUGAGCUGCAAGGAGUAACAGUCUAUGUUGCCCAGGAUUGCACAGUCUACAGCUCGGAUGUUAUUGACAGGCAGUGCUCCUUUGUGGAUUCUGGGAAAGCAGGCACAAAAGCUGUAAUUAUAUUGGUUCCUGUGAGACUCGGUGGAGAGAGAACAAACACAGACUACCUGGAGUUUGUAAAGGGAAUUUUAAGCCUGGAGUACUGUGUUGGCAUCAUUGGUGGCAGACCCAAGCAAUCCUAUUACUUUGCUGGAUUCCAAGAUGACAGUUUGAUUUACAUGGAUCCUCAUUACUGCCAAUCUUUUGUAGAUGUCAGCAUAAAGGAUUUCCCUCUUGAGUCAUUCCACUGUCCUUCUCCCAAAAAGAUGUCCUUCAAAAAGAUGGACCCAAGCUGCACAAUAGGAUUUUACUGUAGGACUGUGCAGGACUUUGAGAAGGCUUCUGAAGAAAUCACCAAGAUGCUGAAAUCUUCAUCCAAGGAGAAAUAUCCCCUGUUUACUUUUGUCAAGGGUCAUUCUAGAGACUAUGACUUUGCUUCCAGUCCACUCCAUGAGGAACAUGACCUUUUCUCUGAGGAUGAGAAGAAAAGACUGAAGAGAUUUAGCACAGAGGAGUUUGUCUUGCUUUAAGGACAUUUUACACAAGAGCAUCGGCAGCUGUCCAGGAGAGCACUUGCCUUUUAACUCUAAAAAUGGACCUGAAUUCCUUCCCCAGAAAGGCAAGGCUGUACUGAAAUUGGUCUAUUUUCAUAAAGAUGAUACUGUUUUAUAUGUUAAGAUGUCAGUUACUAAUGUAUGUACUAAUUAGUUUUGCUCACUGCUGGCUGGAGUGUCUGUGCUGUUGUGGUAGUGAGGGGAGAUGCUUUGCUCAGAGCCAGCUGUGCCUGGCCAGUCCCUAAAUGCCAGCCUGUGCCCUCCUGUGCUGCCAUUCCAGGCCACUCCUGAGCAGGGCUGCCAGCUGGGGCUGGCUUUGCCAGGGAUGCACACCCAGGGCUGUGGGGACCACGUUGUUCUGCCUGCAGCACAGCUGGAGUUGUUCCUGUGGGAAGGGGACAAGUCCCAGCUGGGUGGCCCCACCAGUUGUGCUGCCAGCAUGCAGAGCAGCUCCUGCUGGAAAGGUGAGGUUGAUGGAUCAGGAGUCACUGUCCCUGGCAGUCCUGCCAUAAUUAUAUAGGCUGAAUUGGGAGUUAAGACACUAUUUAGCAGUAUGACUUUCUAAUGGUUUCUCAUUAAGCUUGCUUUGGAGCCUUAAUAUGAGGAGUGAAGAUAAAGUAUUACCUUUCCCCACAAUUUUUAAAGGUUAUACUAUUAAUAUUAACUGCAACCAAUCAAAGCAGCUGGAGACAAUUAUUAGAAGAGAGCAGUGUUUGUUUCCUGUUUCAGCUACCAUAAUGGUGAGGCUUCUCCUGCCAGAGCAGCUUUUAAAUCAAAGCAAAGGGGGGUGGAUGUGGAAAAUUCUGGGCUGUGAUGAUUUUUUGUUUUGAUACGUGUUGUUACUGUACAAAUGAUUACUUGGUGGUGUGUGUUCUCAGAUUGCAAACAAAUGUACAGAAAUAGUUUCAUGUUUUAACAAAGUAAAUACAAUAUUUAAAAAACCAUAUUAACGCUGCUUGGGAAAUAAAAGAGGUAUGAAAACAUGAA
Messenger RNA from Serinus canaria (Common canary), 2772 nucleotides. RefSeq names its product autophagy related 4C cysteine peptidase (gene ATG4C). The record is from RefSeq and is a predicted model, not a curated record. The transcript is spliced from 11 exons. Bases 373 to 1761 code for a protein of 462 amino acids. Gene Ontology annotation, molecular function: protein-phosphatidylethanolamide deconjugating activity. Lineage: Eukaryota; Metazoa; Chordata; Aves; Passeriformes; Fringillidae.